Linnemannia hyalina is the source of this 804-nucleotide messenger RNA. The record is from the annotation of a GenBank genome assembly. Lineage: Eukaryota; Fungi; Mortierellomycota; Mortierellomycetes; Mortierellales; Mortierellaceae.
AUGGAGCCCAUUCGAUCCAGCUAUGUCGAAUACGGCCAAGGAAACAUGUUGAACCUCGAUGCCGGUACUAUCAAGCGCAAGAUCGACUCCAACGAAUACGACGACGAGAUCAUCCAAGAAGCCCAGCCAAAUGGAAAGAGGACAUGCAGCCCCAUGAACCACUCCCCCUUCAGCAACUUUGGAACGCCGACGCAAGCAACCCCCAAGAGCAGCGGACCUGCCUGGCCCCAGCCCAACCCAUCCCCCCUACUCCGCACCGCGGCCCGCCACGCCGCCGCUCUCAACCACAUGAACAACCAUAACGGUUCCCACCUUCAAGCCAACAUGCAAGGAUACCAAACUCCGGAAUCGGGAUUGAGCUCUAAUACAGCUUCACCCUAUACUGGCGGCUCCAAUAUGGACAUGGAUAUGGAAUCCGAUUCUACCGGUGCUCAAGAUACUUCUCCUUCUAUGGCUCAAAGCACCAACACCCUGUUUAGAGCCUCGUUGACAUCUCCCGUCCUGCCACAGGAGUAUCAUCAGCAACAAUUGCAACAACAAUAUCUCCAGCAGCAACAACAAGCCUCAGCGGCAGCACAAAACGGCACCGGUCUGUUGCCCUCAGCACUUCCAGUCCCUGGUCAAGGCAACAACAGUAACGGCAGCAACGAAUACGUCCCCGUCCACGGCCGGUCGAUGCAGAUCCCCUCUUAUGCACGUGUGCCCCUCAACGAAGCCAACGAGGCCCGCAGGUACAGAGAUCAACGCUGGAGCUCUUGCAUCUAUGGCGUCGACACCCGCAUUGGCCAAGGCAUGAUGAUCUGA